Messenger RNA from Mercurialis annua (annual mercury), 2676 nucleotides. Its product is annotated as exocyst complex component EXO70A1-like. Gene Ontology annotation, cellular component: exocyst. The transcript has a single exon. Gene Ontology annotation, biological process: exocytosis. The coding region runs from base 423 to 2228 and encodes 601 amino acids. The record is from RefSeq and is a predicted model, not a curated record. Gene Ontology annotation, molecular function: phosphatidylinositol-4,5-bisphosphate binding. Lineage: Eukaryota; Viridiplantae; Streptophyta; Magnoliopsida; Malpighiales; Euphorbiaceae.
ACCGUGUUAAUAGGACUAGUAAAACAACAUCACUACACAACACUCAGACAAAACCCAUUACUCCUAUACUCUUGUCCAAAUCCUUCUCUUCAUUAUCUCACUUCACCAAUUUUUAUCCUCCUCCUCCUUGACCCACCACCACCCGACCACCACCGCCGCCGCCCUUUUCAAUAUCCUAUUCAUAUUCCAAUUUCUACCUGAUACCGAAUUAAAAAGAUCACUACUUUUUUCAAUUUCACUGAAAAAUCACUACUUUAAACUCAAAAUUCAUUACCCCCACCAAUGAAAGAUUAUAAUUUCUUUAAAAAGUAAUCAAUUCUUUAUUCUCUUUAACUUUAUUUUUGAAAAAUUCUUCCAAAAAUUUCAUUUCUUUAAAAAAAAUCAAAAAAGAAAUCGUGUUCUUGUUCUUGAACUGAACAACCAUGGAGCCACCGGAGAAUUACAGCGGCGGAUUUGAAGAAGCGGAGAAGAUUAUUCUACGGUGGGAUUCAACAGCAUCAGAAGAAGCCAGAGAAAAAAUGAUAUUCGAAGGAGAUAGAGAAGAAGUAGAUCGUUACUUAAAAGCAAUUGACCAACUUUCCAUUUCCGACGACCAAGAUAAAGUCAACUCCGGCACCAUUCAGAUCGCCAUGGCUCGUCUCGAAGACGAGUUUCGUAACAUUCUACUCAACCACACAACCCCCGUCGAGCUAGACUCACUCGCCGCGGCUGAUCCGAGUUCUUCAGGCUCAGGAGCUGAGUUUCUUGAUGAUCUUGAUCAAGAAAAUCAAGAUAAUCAAGAUCCGAUGAAACGGGUUGAUUCAACUGCGAGUAAUAGCAGUACUAGUUACAGAUCAACCAGUAGUAUCCGGGAGAUUGAUCUGAUUCCUCAAGAUGCAGUGUCUGAUCUUCAGUCAAUUGCUGUACGGAUGGUCUCUUCUGGGUACUUGAGAGAGUGUAUUCAAGUGUACGGGAGUGUGAGAAAAUCGGCUGUGGAUGCAAAUUUUAAGAGAUUAGGGGUUGAAAAGCUGAGUAUUGGAGAUAUUCAGAGGCUUGAAUGGGAUGCCUUGGAGACCAAGAUUAGGAGAUGGAUUAGGGCUGCUAAAGUUUGUGUUAGAAUCUUGUUUGCUAGUGAGAAAAGAUUGUGUGAGCAGAUUUUUUAUGGGAUUGGUACUUCGGUUGAUGAUGCUUGUUUUAUGGAGACUGUUAAAGGUCCUGCUAUUCAGUUGUUUAACUUUGCUGAAGCUAUUAGUAUUAGCAGAAGAUCUCCUGAGAAAAUGUUUAAGAUUUUGGAUUUACAUGAUGCUUUGAUGGACUUAAUGCCUGAUAUUGAAGUCGUUUUCGAGUCGAAAUCGGCGGAUUCGGUUCGUGUUCAAGCUGCUGAGAUUUUGUCUAGGUUAGCUGAGGCUGCAAGAGGGAUUUUAUCUGAGUUUGAGAAUGCUGUUCUUAGGGAACCUAGUUUGGUUCCUGUGCCUGGUGGGACAAUUCAUCCUUUGACUAGGUAUGUGAUGAAUUAUAUCAGUUUGAUUUCGGAUUAUAAGAUGACUUUGAUUGAGUUAAUUUUGUCGAAACCUUCAACUGGUUCGAGAUAUUCUGGUGAUGCAACUACACCAGAUAUGGACUUUGCUGAGUUAGAUGAGAAAACUCCAUUAGCUCUUCAUUUGAUUUGGAUUAUUGUGAUAUUGCAAUUCAAUUUGAAUUCUAAGUCUAAGCAUUACAAAGAUGUAGCAUUAGCACAUUUGUUUAUGAUGAACAAUGUGCAUUAUAUUGUUCAAAAGGUUAAAGGCUCGCCCGAAUUGCGAGAAAUGAUCGGUGACGAUUACCUUCGAAAGCUUACCGGGAAACUGCGGCAAGCUGCAACGAGUUACGAGAGAGCAACUUGGGUUAGGGUGUUAUAUUGCUUGAGAGAUGAAGGUUUACAUGUGAGUGGAGGUUUUUCGUCCGGGGUAUCGAAGAGUGCGUUACGCGAGAGGUUUAAGACCUUUAAUGCUAUGCUUGAAGAAGUUCAUAGGACUCAAUCGGCGUGGUUUGUCCCCGAUAAUCAACUACGAGAGGAGCUUCGAAUUUCUAUAUCGGAGAAGUUGAUUCCGGCUUACAGAUCGUUUCUUGGGAGGUUCAGGAGUCAUAUAGAAAGCGGAAGACAUCCCGAGAACUAUAUGAAAUACUCCGUCGAGGAUUUGGAAAACGCGGUGUUGGAUUUCUUCGAGGGGUUUUCGGUUUCUCUCCACUUGAGGAGGAGAUCUCAGUAGAGAAAUUGGGAGAUAGUAUGAGUUUUGCCAGCUUAUGAAAUAGGAAACAUUCUUUGAAUUUUUUGUGGGGUGUUUAGGUGAAUGAGGUGCUGGUUGGUCACUGUGGGGCUAGCCGGCGGGCUGCGAUUCGUCGCGGCAUCACUGGCUAAAACUGAAAAUUUGUGUGCAGAUUUGAAGGGGUGAAGUUGAAAAAGAACAAUUGGCUCUGAACCUGAAUGCUUUCCACACUGUAAGCUAUUAUGCUGUUUGAUUUGUUAGUCUUUUGUUUACCACAUUUUAGAUUUUUGCUUCAUUUGUUCAUAUCAGAAUUGUUUUAUGUGUGAUUUUUCUUAAUAUUUUUGAAGCUGAAUUUCUAUUUAGCUUCAAUUUUUAUUGCUACAAAUGUCAUAUUGUGAUCUUAAGUCCAAUUUAUAGUUGGAAUCUAAUACUAUACAAAUGAUUCAGUUUA